UGGUUCCCACAGCCGCCCUCCCCGGCGGGCUGUAGCUAGGCUACGGUCCGGCGUCCCGAGCAGCGCGGCCCCGGCCCCCGGCGGCGGCAGCAGCCACUCGCGGCGCGGAUGGCUACGGAGCCCGGGCGCCCGUGGGUGCAAGCGCGCGGCGCGUACGGGGCGAGCGAGGCGCUGAAGCGCGCGGCGGGCCGGCGGCGGGACCCGGGGCCGCAGCCCAAUGGGCCGGGCCCGGAAGAAGCGCGCGGUCCGGGCCGCCUGGCCCGCCUGCGGGGUCAGCUCCGGGCCGAGGCGGCGGCGCGGGCCGAAGCGCCGCGGCUGCUGCGAGUGGUGGAGCGCGCGGGGGCCGGCGCGGGGCCCGGGGAGCGAGCAAGCGCACGCAGCGGCGGCUCGGUGUGCUCGGUGUGUGGGGAGCCUCGCGGGGGCGCCACCUACCCGGCGGGCGUCCUGGAGGUGAGCGAGCGGCGGCUGCAGGAGGGACUGGCGGCCGUGCGCGCAGAGUUAGGCGCAGGGCUGGAGGCGCUGCGGGCCGAGCUGCGGGCCGAGCUGGUCGCCCUGCGCGCCCUGCUCCCGCCGUCGCCGCCACUGCAGCCGCCCGCACGCCGCGAGCCCCGCGCCCCGCGCCCCGCGCCCCGCGCCCAGGCCCUGCUACGCACCCUCGGCUCCGUGCAUGCCCUGGCCGCCACCUCUAGGCCCACCGAGCCCGCCCCCGACGACCCGGCCCGCAAGAACUUCAAGAAAACGCCAGUGCCGCCUGGGACCCUGCAGGGCAGCGGGGACUGAAGGGGGCCCGGCCUGGGGAAAGCGCGCGGGUGGACAGACAGCCGGGCCCUUGCGGAGCGCGUCCUGGAGAGGACGGAGACAGAGCUUGGGGGCUGCCCCAUCCCGCUGACUGUCGCGGCUGGACAGGCUGAGCUGGAGUGUCUCCGUGACAUGGGGACAUCAUCACAGAUGGCGGCCCAACCGGUUCCACUCUGCUCGUCUGUGUCCUUGGACUCAUAAGACAGUGAGUAACAUCAGCCAAGGACACCCGGCCCUGCACCAAAUGUCAGCCUGGUCUCAAGACUGCACAGCCUAACUUCCCAGAGGAUCACUGGAGUUGUUUCGUCUGGAACAGACAGCCCAUUACCAGCUGUCCUAGUCACUGGGAGGGACCCACCAGCCAGCACAGCCUGCAACAGGGCUUGGAACCAACAGCCUUUCUGUCUGACCUCUGGUUGGAAGAGAAGCCAGCUGGUGUCAUCAUAUAAUUAGUGUCCUGAGGCAAGCUUAGUAUUUUUUAAAUAAAAUAUUUCAUCUUGGGCUUUA
This is a messenger RNA of Erinaceus europaeus (western European hedgehog), 1305 nucleotides long. Its product is annotated as protein FAM246A-like. NCBI's taxonomy places the organism in Eukaryota, Metazoa, Chordata, Mammalia, Eulipotyphla, Erinaceidae. The record is from RefSeq and is a predicted model, not a curated record. Bases 109 to 780 code for a protein of 223 amino acids. The transcript is spliced from 3 exons.